AUGUUAAAACAACCAGCAUCCAUAGCAACAGGAAGCCGUCCGUCGCACUAUCACUAUCUCGAUCUCUCCAGUACACUAUCACUUUGCUUUAUCCACUCCUCACUUCUUCCUCCACCAGCCGCCUCCUCUGUAGCAUGGCGCCUACUCUGCAGCACGCCACAUCCUCUCCCGGCACGACGUCGGCCGGCGCCCCCCACCCCACCCACACCACCACCACCACCACGGCCUUGCCCCGUCUCCUCCUAUCCCAUCCAGGGCCUCGCCCCGUCUCCUCCUAUCCCCUCCAGGGCCUCGCCCCGUCGGCCCUUAUCCCCAGCACGGCCUCGCCCCGCCCCCUCCUCUGACCACCGCGGCCUUGCCUCGCCGCCAACCCCGCGGAUCUUCCCUGGAUCGACUCUGCCGCCUCCAUCCUACUGCCCCAGAGGAUAUCGAGAUGUGAGCUGGUCGACACAAUUCGGGAGCAGGCAUAUCGAAUUGGAUCGAGAUCCAGUGCGUCAUCAAGUUGCUCUGGGAAGGAGUUCGCAGCUCGCGUACGUGCUCUACAGGAUCAGCCUAAUCUCUCUGUCGCCGCUGUUGUUGGCUUGCAAUAGACCAGACUAUUGCCAGAGGUACCACAAAGUGGUUGAUUCAAAGUUCGCACUAUUUAUAUCACAGGAUGGUACAAAUGGAGAAGUAAAAAAAAAGGCAUGGAGUUAUACCCAAAUAAUUUAUGCAGCUGAUGUAUGGUGGUUGCCUUCUUGUACAUGAGCAAGCGACUGCGGGAGAUCACGACUUGUUCUUUUGAUUUUUUUGGUUCAUCACAUGAUCCAUCAAGCCAGCCAAGGGGGAGAUCAGUGAAGAGGUGAAGUAGAAAUUGGAAUCGGAAUAGGAGGCAUAUCUUCAACUGGUUUGAUGCAUGUUGGAAGAGGCUUGAAGUGGCGGUCGUAACACAGUCAGUUGGGAGGACUCAAUGGCAGAGUUCAUAUUAUUAACAUUUUCCUUGUUAGAGACGACAGUAUCUGGUGUUGUUAGUGAACAUGGACCAUGAAGUGGAGUCUGAUCACUCAUUACCACAUCAACAGGUAUGCCUGCAUCAAAAUUGUAUUACCAAAGUCAGUUGCUGACACACAAAAGCCGGUAGUAUGUCUGGAUGUAGGAGAACACAUGACCUUCCACAACUGGUGUGUGUCGUUGCUGGGUGAUAGCAGACUACGCACUGGGCAUCCCCACAGUGUCAAAACCUGUCGAAAGGGACUUUUAAUUAACAUGUCUUUAGAUGUGAUUAAUGAAAUGUAUGAUAAAGAACAGAGAAAAUUGAGUAACCAGGCGACAUGGCCACGGGUGGCUUAGAUGGAGUGUUGGUUCCAUUUAAAAUAGCGGACAUAGCUUUCUUACGAUCCCUUGCCUCCUUUCUUUUUUUCAAUAUUGCAUCCCUGUUUAG
Messenger RNA from Aegilops tauschii subsp. strangulata, 1420 nucleotides. NCBI's taxonomy places the organism in Eukaryota, Viridiplantae, Streptophyta, Magnoliopsida, Poales, Poaceae. The record is from RefSeq and is a predicted model, not a curated record.